CCUUAUGGUAGGGGUUGACCGAUAAUCGGCCUGGCCGAUAUUCUGCAUUUUUAGGGUUAUCGGUAUCAGCCAUAAUUUCCACCGAUAUGCCGAUAACAUGCCUUUUUGCAGCCAUUUCGUUCCUAACGCGACUGUCACUGCACGUCCUUUCCUGCACUCGCCUCUCUGAGUUCAAGAACACGGUCCUGCCCACCACAACAUCUGAUUUGUUUGGCACAAGAGAUAUAGCAAAUCGACACGUGUAGCUAAAUGCUGUGAACUGUUUCAAGGCGGCCGUACGCGCACUCGGGCAGAAGCGGCACAAGGGAUACAGCCAAUCAACACGCAUAGCUAAACGCUGUGAACUGUUUCAAGGCGGCCGUACGGGCACUCUGGCAGAAGCAGAUCCCACUUCAAGAUCUGUCUCUGCUGCGGUUUGUCAGAGCUGAACUGACGAGAGGAUAUUUUUUGGAACACAAUGAGGCCAAAUACACAGAAAGGAGAGAGAGAGUCUAUACCUGCCUGCGCAUCCCCAAAGAACUGGAGAAGCUGAUGAUCUUUGGCUUCUUUCUGUGUCUGGAUGCAUUUCUAUACGUGUUCACACUGUUACCCCUCAGAGUGCUGCUGGCACUCAUCAGGUUGCUAACGCUGCCAUGCUGCGGACUCAGUGACUCUCGUCUCCUUCAGCCGGCUCAGGUGUGUGAUGUGCUGAAAGGCUUCAUCAUGGUGCUGUGUUACUCCAUGAUGCACUACGUGGACUACUCCAUGAUGUACCAUCUGAUCAGGGGGCAGUCAGUGAUCAAGCUCUACAUCAUCUACAACAUGCUGGAGGUGGCAGACCGAUUGUUUUCGUCCUUUGGGCAGGACAUUCUGGACGCUCUUUACUGGACAGCCACAGAGCCCAAAGAGAGAAAGAGAGCUCAUAUAGGUGUAAUACCCCACUUCCUAAUGGCUGUCCUUUAUGUCUUUCUUCAUGCCAUUCUGAUCAUGGUUCAGGCCACCACUCUAAACGUGGCUUUCAACUCCCACAACAAAUCUCUGCUCACCAUUAUGAUGUCCAACAACUUUGUUGAGAUCAAAGGCAGCGUGUUUAAGAAAUUUGAGAAGAAUAACCUCUUUCAGAUGUCCAACAGUGAUAUCAAAGAAAGAUUCACAAACUACGUGCUCUUAUUAAUUGUAUGUCUCAGAAAUAUGGAGCAGUUCUCUUGGAACCCAGAUCAUUUGUGGGUGCUGCUUCCUGACGUGUGUAUGGUCAUUGCUUCGGAGAUGGCUGUGGAUGUCGUGAAACACGCCUUCAUCACCAAGUUCAAUGACAUCCCAGCAGAUGUGUAUGGGGAAUACAGAGCAAGCUUGGCCUUUGAUCUGGUUAGCAGUCGACAGAAAAAUGCAUAUACUGACUACAGCGAUAGUGUAUCAAGGAGAAUGGGCUUCAUCCCUCUUCCUCUAGCUCUACUGCUCAUUCGGGUGGUGACGAGCUCAGUGAAAAUUCAGGGUGCCCUUUCCAUCGUGUGUGUGAUACUUUUUUAUCUGGGUAUGAUCACACUAAAGGUGCUGAAUAGCAUCGUGUUGCUGGGAAAGUCGUGUGUGUACGUGAAAGAAGCGAACAUGGAGGAAAAGCUGUUCCAGUCACCCCCCUCUGCUGCUCCCAGCCGAGCGUCCAGUAGAGCUCAUCAUGCGAAACGCACACGAGAGCCAACAAGCGAGCCAGUGGAAGAGGGCAUAUCUCCAAUUAUAAAUCAACCCGUCCACCAGAUGGAGAGCCCUGUGCCUGAUCUCCCAACCAGCGAAUCAGAUCAGUUCCUCACGACGCCAGAUGAAUCGGAGGAGAAAAUAAUCACGCAGGAUGGAACAGAACUCAUCCACAGAGUACCUAAGAAAGACCUGCUGGAGAUCGAUCGUUUCACGAUCUGCGGGAACCGAAUCGACUGACACUUGACUACAAAAUGACGAAAGCUAGACAGUUUCAACUGGCUUGACCUUUGUGACCUUUGAUCACUUCACUUUGCUUGAAGGAUCAGGGUAGAAAGAGAGAACAGAGCAGGAUAUUUAUUAAGAAGUGCACCUAAUUUAUUUAAGUUUCAAACUGAGACACUCACCGUUACCUUCUCCGCUGUACUGGACUUGCAGAGAAUUCCGGCCUUUCCGAAGGUCCAGACCAUUUUCUCAGACAGCACCAGGAACAGACCUUGACCAUUCACCAUCCUGACGGACAGAAAGCGUGACUGAUCACUUCAGUGACUAAACAGCACACCGAUGUUCAUAUGAGAUCAAUCAGAACUAAACUUUAGGUCAUUUUGAAGUGGUGGCUUAAUAUGCGGUAUUUUUUUUCAUGCUAAGUUGCAUUUUCUUAAAGUUCUGAAAUUGCACAUUUCUUUCUCACUUUGCUUUUUUUAUUUUUUUUAUCAUUUUUUGUGAAUCAUGUAUGCUUGUACAGAAAUGACAGAUGGGUAGGUAAGACUUUAUAUAACGGGUUCCCUUAGCUAACAUUUCGUUUUGCAUUAACGUCAAGAAACAAAGCAUGAGUAAUGUUAGCAAAGUAACAGGGCAAGUUAACAGAUGUGUUGAUUGCCAUUUGUUCAAAUGUUAAUAAAAUACACCUGUUUAUUUAGUCCAUGGAUGAAAAUAAGUCUAUGUAAAUGAUCAAAAACUUAAAUAGCUUCACAUUCCUAAAAUCAAACUUUGGUCUGUAGGUGUAAAUAUUGAACUUUUGCCUAAGUCCGAGUUCUGAAUUUUGCCAGUUAACAACAGCAAAUGUUCAAUAAGGUGUCUUGUUGUUCACUGUGAGCUUCAUUUUGCACAUUAAUUGUUGAUAAAUGCAGGUUGAAUAUUUGAAACCUCUAUUAAUACAAGUGUCAGAUACUGUGCUUUGUUACUUUUGGUGCAUUCAUGCUAAAAUUUGCCGUUAAUGUUAACUGAUGCCUUAAAUGUCAGUUACGGGAACCUUAAGGUAAAGCGUUACUGAUGAAUAUCUGUGUAAAUUGAGUAGAGCAGCUCAGCUUUGUUUGUCUGGAUCCAUAAGACCAGCAUUAGACUGAAAUAUCCUACUUCCUUACGUUUUCUAGAGUCACUUUGGACCACUGAAAUUAAGCACAAAUGUACAGAGAAUUUUCUGCAGCAUGUCCAAAGUAUCAAAUGUAAGCUGUGUUGUGUUUUUACAUCCUUUUUAUUUUAUAU
Messenger RNA from Neoarius graeffei (lesser salmon catfish), 3153 nucleotides. RefSeq names its product transmembrane anterior posterior transformation 1b (gene tapt1b). The transcript has 14 exons. Bases 532 to 1908 code for a protein of 458 amino acids. The record is from RefSeq and is a predicted model, not a curated record. Gene Ontology annotation, biological process: maintenance of protein localization in endoplasmic reticulum; positive regulation of cilium assembly. NCBI's taxonomy places the organism in Eukaryota, Metazoa, Chordata, Actinopteri, Siluriformes, Ariidae. Gene Ontology annotation, cellular component: ciliary basal body; endoplasmic reticulum membrane.